GGUCUAAAAUUCAUCCGAAAAUAUUUGAUUUCUCGAAGUACUUUUUUUACUCCAUAUAAACAUCAAUUCUUAUUGUUUCUUCUCUUCUCUCGUAGCUUGCCACGAGCUGUACCACGAUUAUCGGGCCAAGUUCCUGACCAUCGUCUACUGGAUUGCCGCCACCUAUGUGCUGGCCGAUGUCUACUCUGCGCAGCUGACUUCGCAGUUUGCUCGCCCCGCUCAUGAGGCGCCCAUCAACACGUUGCAACGUUUGCAGUUCGUGAUGCAACAGGAUGGCUAUCGCUUGUAUGUGGAGAAGGAGAGCAGUUCCUUGGAGAUGCUCGAGAAUGGCACCGAACUCUUUCGCCAGCUAUACGCUUUGAUGCGGCAACAGCAGCCCGACGAUCAUCGGGCAUUCCUCAUUGACUCGGUGGAGGCGGGCAUUAAGCUCAUAGCGGAUGGCAGGGAGAACAAAGCUGUUUUGGGGGGACGUGAGACGCUCUACUUUAACAUACAACAAUACGGAGCAAAGAACUUUCAGUUGAGUCAGAAACUCUACACUCGAUACUCGGCGGUGGCGGUGCAGAUCGGUUGUCCCUUCCUCGACAGUCUCAAUGAUGUUCUAAUGCACUUGUUUGAGGGUGGAAUUCUGGACAAGAUGACCACAGCGGAGUACGAGGCACAAGCACGCAUGAUGACCAAGGAUCAGGCCCAACAAUCGAAGGAACUGGCUGCCGCUGAAAAUGCGAAUACCAAGAGCAACGAGGCCAAGGCACAGCCUCAACACGCGCAGGACAACGAGAUGAUUAGCGCCUUAAAUCUGCGGAUGCUGCAAGGCGCCUUCAUCGCCCUCGCCGUUGGCUCCCUCACAGCAGCUCUAAUGUUGCUGCUGGAACUCUGCUAUCGCCGCUUGAAUCUAGCGCAGUCGCUGCGUCGUCGACGUCUGCGUUGGCUGCGACGCUGGCGACGCCUUCAGUUGCUUCAGUUGUUUCAAAUGCUGCGUCAGUUGAGCGUGCGAAUCUUUGCACAGAAUUUGGGUUGAUUACUUUAUCGCCUCUCUGCGUUAUUUUUAUGCAAAUCAUUAGUAAUGAGAUUUAGACUUGACUUGGCGCUAGCUUAUUUGAUCACCAUACGCACAGUGACAACAAAGCAACAAGAAUGCUUUGUUAAAAUACAGAAAUUAAUGAUAAUACAUA
Drosophila nasuta is the source of this 1175-nucleotide messenger RNA. Its product is annotated as ionotropic receptor 40a-like. The coding region runs from base 263 to 1021 and encodes 252 amino acids. Lineage: Eukaryota; Metazoa; Arthropoda; Insecta; Diptera; Drosophilidae. The transcript has 3 exons. The record is from RefSeq and is a predicted model, not a curated record.